Messenger RNA from Arvicanthis niloticus (Nile rat), 771 nucleotides. The record is from RefSeq and is a predicted model, not a curated record. NCBI's taxonomy places the organism in Eukaryota, Metazoa, Chordata, Mammalia, Rodentia, Muridae.
AUGAAAGCCAAAGGUGCACGUCCUGGUCCACACAGCUGCAGGGCAAGCGGCAAGGAGCUGGAUGCAGUGAGAGCAGGAACACGCACUGAGAAAGAAGCAAACCAAGGUGAAAGUUUGGGAAACACCGAAGAAUCGAACGUGGGAAAUAGUGUGAAGGGGGCAGGACAAAAGCCCUCAGGUCAUGCCCGUAGCUCAUGGACUGACCCUGAAAUCAGAGUCUUCCUGCAGGAGUGGGAAGUAGUUGAACAGGAAAUGGGCCACACAGGCAAGAAGAACCACAAGAAGACCAAGUUUCUUUGCCAGCGCCUCUAUCACCGGGGCCUGAAGAAGAGCUGGAAAAGCUGUUUCCACCUACUGCGGAGCUUGCAGGAUCUGCACAGGACUCUCUGUAACGAGAGACCAGGGAUUGAACCCUUGUUUUCUCCUUAUGCAGAGGCCCUGUACAGGAUCCUGGGCUCCAGUCCCCAGGAAAGCUGGUUCCCAGGUCCUCUCUAUGAUGGGGCUGGUGACUCCAUGCUCCCUGUGUACCCUCAACCUCCCAGGUACCAGCCCUCGGAUUAUGGCAUCACCGUUCCUUCUGCACAGCUUCAAGGGAAUCCACUGCCGAUGAUGUCGCAGGAGGAUUCCCCAUUUCCCACAUGGGAGCCCUGGAAUCCCAGCUAUCCAUUGUCAGUUCCACACCUACUUCCUGGCUUUGUCCCAGAAGACUCGAGCCUCCAGAAGCCAUGGUCAACCUGUGACACCUGUGAUUUACACCAAGAUCCCCAAUGA